Molecule: messenger RNA, 2285 nt
Organism: Heteronotia binoei (common prickly gecko)
Lineage: Eukaryota; Metazoa; Chordata; Lepidosauria; Squamata; Gekkonidae
Gene: CACNG7
Product: calcium voltage-gated channel auxiliary subunit gamma 7
Exons: 6
Coding region: 346-1191 (281 amino acids)
Biological process (GO): neurotransmitter receptor internalization; neurotransmitter receptor transport, postsynaptic endosome to lysosome; calcium ion transport
Cellular component (GO): postsynaptic density membrane; AMPA glutamate receptor complex
Molecular function (GO): voltage-gated calcium channel activity; channel regulator activity
Source: RefSeq, a predicted model, not a curated record
CCCCCUUCUGCAACACCGCAUCCCUUCUCUCCCUACAUCUCACUUUUGGAUGAAGCAAACUUUUGGAUGGGGCCUUCAGUCAUAGAUAUCCUUUGUUUUGGGGGUCGCAGUGUCGCUGGCCGUUAAAAAGAGUGGCUAAAUACCCCCCCCCCCCUUCCGCUAAGGAAAGAGGGACAGGUGUCUUCACCUCCCUUUCUUUGGAACAUUGGCGCAAGGGAAAGGAGCAAUUAAAAGCGGAAAGCGAUGCAGGUGCGGUGGAAGAGCAAGGAACUUAAGGUCCCAGUGGGAAUCUAACAGCAAGGUCCUUGCGCUGUGUGUGGCCAGUGGCUCCCUCUGUCACCUAGGAUGAGUAACUGCAGCAGCCGCGCCCUGACCCUGCUGUCUAGCGUUUUUGGAGCGUGUGGGCUGCUCCUGGUGGGCAUCGCUGUCAGCACUGACUACUGGCUGUUCAUGGAGGAAGGGAUCGUGUUUCCACAGAACCAGACCACCGAGAUUGUCAUGGCACUCCACGCUGGCCUCUGGAGGGUCUGCUUCUUUGCGGGUCAGAAAAAAGGCAGCUGUGUCGCUUCAGAAUACUUCCUGGAGCCUCGGCCUGACCCGGACCCUGAGGGCCCCUUGGUGACGGAGAAUACAGAAAAUAUCCUCAAAACCAUCCGCACAGCCACUCCUUUCCCCAUGGUCAGUCUCUUCCUCGUCUUUACUGCGUUUGUCAUUAGCAACAUCGGACAUAUCCGGCCUCAGAGGACCAUCCUGGCUUUUGUUUCUGGAAUCUUUUUCAUCCUCUCUGGGCUCUCUCUUGUGGUGGGCUUGGUCCUGUACAUCUCCAGCAUCAAUGAUGAGGUGAUGAACCGUCCCAGUGGCUCGGAGCAAUACUUCCAGUACCGCUACGGAUGGUCUUUUGCCUUUGCUGCUUCUUCCUUCUUGCUUAAAGAGGGCGCAGGCGUGAUGUCUGUCUACCUCUUCACAAAGCGCUACGCUGAGGAGGAAAUGUACCGUCCCCACCCUGCUUUCUACCGCCCACGCCUGAGCGACUGUUCUGACUACUCUGGCCAGUUCUUGCACCCGGAGGUGUGGCAUCGUGGACGCAGCCCCUCGGACAUCUCCAGCGAUGUUUCCAUCCAGAUGACUCAGAACUACCCACCGGCCAUCAAGUACCCUGAACACAUGCACAUAUCCACCUCACCUUGCUAAACGUGCCGGAGAACGCGCCGGACAAGGAAGCCAGCAUCUGCUUGCAGACAGUACCGUCCUGCCCCUUCCUGCCUAGGAGACACCCCUGUCCAUGGGGGUCCUGUCUUCCCCCCUCUCUGAAGACUCAUACCACCUGCUCUGCUAGAAAUUGUCCUCUCUCUCUGUUUCUCUCCAGCUGGUGGGAACCAUUCAACCACCCUUUGAGAUUGCCGGAUGCUCUCCCCCAUUUGGAAACUGUGCUAAUUUCUUGUUCCCCUUAGCUAUCAAAUUUUAAAAGUCCACCUUAUACAUAUGUCCAGAAGACAGUCACAUCUGCCCUGCCCAUCCUCUAUAGAGCAGUGGAAGAAAUAUAGCUACAAAAUACGUUUUCCUAUUUUCGGUUCCACUGCUUCAAAAUACCUCUCCUCUCUCACUCAGGUGGUUGGAAAGCCUAGCAGGAAAAGGGGGCUCAUCUAGCAUGUUCUCCUAGCCCCCCCCCCAAUAAUAGUUUGGCAAAAAGUAGCUUUCCAAAACCAUCCACGUUCUUGAGAGAAAGAUGCCCAUCAGGAAUUCCCCCCCUAUCAAUCCAGUUCCUGAAUCCUGACAGGAAAUGGCCCCUUGCCAUCAUCUCCCUCUGCCAAAAAGUACUCCCACUUGACAUAACAAAAUAAUCUAUUAUUGAUACCCUAGUUUUCUGGCUGUAAAUGACACCUUCUUGCAUCAGAAAGUUUCUUCUGCUGGGCAAAAACAAUUAGCACAACAAAUCCACAAUAUCCAACCCCAUCAUUCUUCAAGCUUACCCACUGAGAAACAACCAUUCUUCCAGACAAUUUUUCUUAAGAAAUGACAGGAAGUACAUUAGGCUGCUAUCUUAAUUUGACCAAAAAUAACCAAGUAAAAGGAAGUUUCUUACCCCAUUUUCUUUUUUAUCACUUCUGUUUGUGACCUAGAUCUACUAGGAUUGCAAUGUUUAUUAGUCUCAAAAUAUCUAGUCCUGACAGAAAAGCUUCCCUCAAUUCAUCUCUGUCAAUAUCUCAGUCACAGAAGUACAAAACUCUAGCAUAAGAUUCUUCCUGUGAUAUUUUGCUGUACCCACAAAUGACCAAUUCUGCCAA